Acomys russatus (golden spiny mouse) is the source of this 1373-nucleotide messenger RNA. RefSeq names its product RAP1B, member of RAS oncogene family (gene Rap1b). The record is from RefSeq and is a predicted model, not a curated record. Gene Ontology annotation, biological process: negative regulation of synaptic vesicle exocytosis; Rap protein signal transduction; cellular response to cAMP. The transcript has 7 exons. Lineage: Eukaryota; Metazoa; Chordata; Mammalia; Rodentia; Muridae. Gene Ontology annotation, cellular component: plasma membrane. The coding region runs from base 28 to 582 and encodes 184 amino acids. Gene Ontology annotation, molecular function: GTPase activity; GDP binding; GTP binding.
AGGUACUAACUGUAACAAGCUUGCAUCAUGCGUGAAUAUAAGCUGGUCGUUCUUGGCUCAGGAGGUGUUGGGAAGUCAGCUCUGACUGUACAGUUUGUUCAAGGAAUUUUUGUUGAAAAAUAUGAUCCUACAAUAGAAGAUUCUUAUAGAAAGCAAGUUGAAGUAGAUGCGCAGCAGUGUAUGCUUGAAAUCUUGGAUACUGCAGGAACGGAACAAUUUACAGCAAUGAGAGACUUGUACAUGAAGAAUGGACAGGGCUUUGCUUUGGUUUACUCCAUCACAGCACAGUCCACAUUUAAUGAUUUACAAGAUCUGAGAGAACAGAUUCUUCGGGUUAAAGACACUGAUGAUGUUCCAAUGAUUCUGGUUGGUAAUAAGUGUGACUUGGAAGACGAGAGAGUUGUAGGAAAGGAACAAGGUCAGAACCUAGCGAGACAGUGGAACAACUGUGCAUUCUUAGAGUCCUCUGCAAAAUCAAAAAUAAAUGUUAAUGAGAUCUUUUAUGACCUAGUGCGGCAAAUUAACAGGAAAACUCCAGUGCCUGGGAAGGCCCGCAAAAAGUCAUCGUGUCAACUGCUUUAAUGUACUGAAUGCAUUGUAGCUCUGAGCCAGGUCUGAAGAACUGUUGCCCAAUUCAACAGUGCCAGCAUUCCAACUUUGUUAAACCUACCAACAUCUUAAAUGGACUUUCCUGUGGUGGUACCUUUAAGAGGCGGAUGAAAGCUACUAUAUCAGUUUGCACAUUCUAAUCACUUUCCAGUAUCACGAGAGAUUUUUACUUAUAUAAUAGUUCUAGAGUAUGCAGCUGGUAAAGCCAGAGGCUACGUCCAGUAUUACUGCUAAGAGACAUUCUUCAUCCACCAACGUUGUACAUGUAUGAGAAUGGUGUGCUGUGUACUUUAACACACCCCGUACUUUGUAUUGCAGAGUACAAUAAUGUAAAUCCUAAAAGCACCACUAUUUUAGCAAAAUAAAAGAAAGUCCAAAGAGCUCCUAUAUAGACUACUCCAGAUAACUUUGCUUCUUUGAUACUUGUAGCUUAUUGUAAUUUUUUUUAAAUUCAAGGUCAUUAUCAUUGUAUUAUACAAAAUAAGCGCUUUGAUUAACACAGCUAUAUAGUUUUUUUUUAAUUUUUCAAAAACCUGUGGAGACAGUGAUCUUGUCUUUAAAAUAUGAUAGUCCUUUCAGUAUAAUGUCUUAGAUUAAAGACGUUGCCUUUAAUAUCUGUUGGGAAGGAAAUGUCCAGACUUUUCAAAUCUCCUUAUUAUAUGUUUCCUUUUUGUUUACAUAGGGAACAGUGUUUAUAGUUGUGUACAGUGGGGGUCUACAACAAGAAGUGUAUAUUUUCAAACAGUUUUUUAAUGAUUUAACAA